Fusarium tjaetaba is the source of this 1455-nucleotide messenger RNA. RefSeq names its product calcium-independent phospholipase A2-gamma. Gene Ontology annotation, cellular component: membrane. Lineage: Eukaryota; Fungi; Ascomycota; Sordariomycetes; Hypocreales; Nectriaceae. Gene Ontology annotation, biological process: arachidonate metabolic process. The coding region runs from base 1 to 1455 and encodes 484 amino acids. The record is from RefSeq and is a predicted model, not a curated record. The transcript is spliced from 5 exons.
AUGGCAUCUUCACCGCCUGAGACUUCUCACGGUGGCGGUGUUCGCGGGUACCGCAAUCACGAUGAGCCAGCCUACAAGAGCAGCUACUACCCCUGGAUGGGAAACCGUGAUCAAAACGCCAAUGAAGAUAACCCAGAGUCAGAAAGAGUUGGUGAGUAUCUUCCUUGUCACUAUUUUGACUAUGUCGCUGGGACUUCGACUGGUAGUUUGAGUAGCAUCAUACUGGGAAGACUACGUAUGUCAGUUGAUGAAGCCUUGGACACAUACAAAGCAUUCGGAAAUGCCGUAUGCGGUAAACCUAGGUGGUUUCACGAGCGUUCGUUUCUUUGGUAUCCCAGAGCAAAGUUUUCAUAUCGAAAGACACAGGCAGUGUUCCAAGAGGUUGUCUACCAGACUCUUCGACGAGAUUCCCUUCGACAAAAUUCACCAGAAAGGGUUUGCUUCCCCAGCGAGGCAGAAACAGAACCACUGAAGUACAGAGAAGACCGAACCAGAACUAUCGCCAUCUCUUGGGCUAUCAACAAAGAAGGCGGCGUUAGCAAAGAGUUUGUCUGGAGAAGUUAUGACAAUGACUUUAGCCCCAAGGCACAUGACUCUAAUCUCUGGAACCCUUCCAAUGCGGGACCUGCCCAUACCACUGCGAUAUGGGAGGUAGCUCGAGCAACGACUGCCGCACCAAGGUACUUUGAGUCUAUCAAGAUCAUAGGAAGAAAGUUCCUCGACGGUGGUAUGGUAGCCAACAAUCCAUCGCUAAUUGUCAUACGAGAGAUUCAUAAUCUUCACGGCCUAGUUCCAGCCCUAUUCGUCAGCAUUGGGACAGGUCUGAAGGCCUCUAAGGAUGCCCAGAGAAACGGUGCACCCAGAGAGACCAAUGGCGAGAUCAGAUCUCUCAGGAGGGCUGCGACCAGAGAUGAUGUCAGACGCAAGCAGUUCUUGAAGAAGUAUAUCGAGAUAGGGAAAGAAUGGAAGAACUGGAUGGUGGAUUGUGAAGGCAUGAACGGCACUAAUGGGUGGCGAGGCCACUGCAGAGCGAUCAAAUUCACAGAGCACCUAUACAGGCUCAACGUGGAAGGCGACCUUCAUACCAUCCCUCUUGAUGACUGGCGCCCUUCAAACACUGGCGAAGAAACGCUCAAGUUCAUCGAAGAGCAAACAAGACGCUAUUUGGCCGGACCUAGAGUAAGUGAGUACAUCAACUGUAUCGCCAAGAAAGCCGUUGAGGUAAGACGUCAACGCGCCGCGACAGAACAGUGGGAGCGAUUCGCAGUGGAUGUGGUUUAUCGCUGCCCCGAUUGCGAUAACAAGAAGUAUGACACUCGGGCAAAGCUUCGGGAGCAUCUACAAAAGGGAACCGAGCAUAGACGGAACAGGAUGGCUGAUGGGAAGGAGCUUGAGGAGAAACUAAACGCUUCGAGGACCUUUAGACCUGAUAGACCCGUUGAAACAGGGAGGUGA